CAACUGUCUUGAAUUAUGCCGGGUAUACAUCUACUGAGAUUGUACAGGCGGUUGUUUACAUUUGAACAAGCAGUCAUCCCCCCCUCCACCCCCGCCCUUAAAAUGUUCUUUCCGUAAGGCGAGAUUCCUUUGGUAGGGAGUUUGGCAUCGACGCAGGACCAAAUAUUUAGAAAAUCUUGAAGAAAUUAAAUUUGUUUUUGCGGAUUGGAGUAGUUCAGCGACAUGUUAUUGCUUGUUUCAGGAUUGCCAGGUACACAUGAACAGAAAAUGACCAGUGAUAACGAAAAUAACCGACUAAGUUUGGAUUUGCUCCAGAAUUAUUCGAUUAAUGCACUUUUGAAUCAGAAUGGUACUUGGAACGGACAAGGCGGCGAUACAAGGUCUAUUUCGGAUUUACUGGGUUUGAAUUCGCCCCGUGGUCAAUUGAGCUUUGGCUCUACCGAUCCGUUGAAUGUCUGCACCCCUCCCGCGAGUCCCCAGAAUAUGCAGGGCAAUUUUGAUGAUGCCAGACUGUUUUCCGAGACUGUGUCGGGCUAUGGGGGCACGAACAAGUCGAUGAAGAGCUAUCAGAGAAACAUUUCAUUGGGCAGUGCGGGCUCCAGCCCAGCCAGUCCACCUUAUUUAUCCCGAAACUUUAGAAGCAUCUCUUACAGUGAAUCAUGUGGAAGCAACAGUCCCGCACUAUUCGACCAUCCAAUUCUGGGUCGUAACUAUUCACGGUCGGAUUCCGGCGAUGUUGGCCUAGCUAGUGGCCGGAGUAACUUGGAAACAUCUGCAUCUGAUCUGCUGGCUUCUCUGACAUUAAACGAGACUGCACCGAAAACGAACAUCGAUGGGGACAUUUCAAAUUUGCAGAAUUUGCCAGCAAUUCACGCCCUCAAGUAUUUGCAGCAGCAGCCUCCUUUUAUCAAUCCACUUUUACCUCAAGCAGCUAAUAAUAUUGAUUUGGCCGACAAAUGGACUGGAUCGUCUUCUUAUUUAAACUCAUUGCCCGAAAAUUGUCAGUUGGAUCGAGCGGCACGUUUCCAUCGCUCUGCUGCACUGUUAUACGAUGCUGUUUGUACCUGGAGCGGUGUGCUACCGCCCAGAACUGAUAAAGCGACCGGAUAUUCUAGCAAGGUGUUCCUAGGCGGGGUUCCCUGGGAUAUAUCAGAAGAUUGGCUUGUUCAAACAUUCAAGCAAUUUGGACCUGUUAAGGUAGAUUGGCCUGGAAAAGAUCGGCAAGCCUCACAACCAAAGGGACAUGCUUAUAUUAUUCUGGAAUCGGAGAAAGCUGUGAAAGCUUUAUUGCAAACCUGUUCUGCCAAUUUUUCAAACAGGGGCACAUUCUACUUCAAGCUUGGGUACAGGAGAAUAAAGUCUAAAGACGUUCAAGUUAUUCCCUGGUAUCUCAGUGACUCCAACUACACGAAAUCGGCCUCUCAGAAAUUGGACCCUAGCAAGACUGUGUUUGUCGGCGCUCUACAUGGUGUGCUUACCGCUCAAGGGCUUGCCGUAAUCAUGAACGAUUUAUUCGACGGGGUAGUAUAUGCUGGUAUCGAUACUGACAAGUAUAAAUAUCCGAUUGGAUCUGGUAGAGUGACAUUUAAUAAUUCCCGCUCUUAUUUGAAGGCGGUUUCUGCUGCCUUUAUAGAAAUUAAGACUCCUAAAUUUACCAAAAAGGUACAAGUAGACCCAUACCUUGAGGAUUCGCUAUGCUCGUUGUGCAGUGUCCAACAGGGCACGUACUUCUGUCGAGACAUAACCUGCUUCCGGUACUACUGUCGCUCUUGUUGGUCCUACCAGCACGGUCCCGAAUUGCGUCAUCACAACCCAAUGAGUCGCAACUCGAAAAACACCCAAUCGGUAGUUUUCAGACACAAUCCGUCCAAGCAUCAGACCAGCCGACAAUGGGAAGGCUAAUUCCUUGUUGCAUUCAGACUGAAAGCGAUACGAAAUUAGGUAUUCAGAUUUUUGCGUUCGUUGGUACCUGUGUAUGUUUAUGUGUUAAAUAAUUUCGAAGUUGCGUUACCGAAAAAUCGUCCAUUCGACGUUCAGUCGUUAUUUUGUAAUUGAUAACAUUUCUAUCCGUCUUAGGAUAAGAGUUCUGAGUUUGCCAAUAAGAGGUUUAUACACAUAAAUCUCUAGUCCUUUAAUAUUCUUAAUUAAGUAUGUACUAUAUAUAUGUAAUCCAUCAACUUCAAGCAUUACUACAAUACAUAUGUACAGAGAAUCGUCCAGUAAGCAGGUCUUUCUCAAACUCUCAACAAUGCAAUAUGUAUUGACCGUGUUAUUUAGUAAACAUUGAAAUUAAAACAUACAUAAGAAUAUUAGCCAGUCACGUUAAAGUUGCGACCAAAUCGUUAUAUUAUUGAUUGAUUGAUAUAUUUGUGGAUUGCAAAUUGCAAAAUCAUACAUUAGAAAUACGGGAUAAACGAAUUUGUGGGUUUAGUUUGUGCUUACAUUUUCUAUUAUCAGAAGUUUUCGAUAAUUUAAACUUGACUGAACUUUUCAAAACCUAACAGAGAGCGAACAUAGAAGACUACAUACAUUAUUUUCAACCUACACUUGGCUGCGUCAACUUCUGUACUUUUAACGUACUACGUAUAAUCUUUUAUAUAUUUCUCAAUUUUAAGGUAUUUUACCCAGAGUUUGGGAAAGGCAUCGUAUUAUCUACAUGCAAAAGACUUCCAGUUUUAAAUUUAUGGCUUAGUCUGCUGAUAAAAGAAGUCCGAAAUGCUCUUAAAAUUAUGAUGGUAUAUUGGCAGAGUACAACGGUGCCCAAAAAUUGGGCACAGCUUUGCCAUUUCGAUUUUAUCGGACUUCUAUAUUUACGUACUACUAGCAAGCAGAUAUUUCAUAGAUUUAACCAUUUUUUUUUAGUUUUAAGUGUUUUGAUAUUCGAUUUUCGGUGUUAUCGGUCGUUUCAUGCCUUGCACUGUAGCAGGCUGUAUUUUUUAGAGUUACAGUGGUUACUGUAUUAUUUAUUAAAAAUAUUUUGCCAUAAAUUAUAGCUAUAUUACAGCGCUGUUAGCUAACUUUACAAAGCGCCGGAAUUCAAGAAACGCGUGUAACAUAUUGUUCAGUAUUUCCAUAGCCCAUUCGUUUCAUAAAUUUGUUUAAAACUUCUUCUAAACAUUGUAAUAAUUGUUCUACUUAUAUAUGCGUUAUUAAACUUUUCUGUGCCCACUUUCA
This is a messenger RNA of Dendroctonus ponderosae (mountain pine beetle), 3174 nucleotides long. It is a transcript of the gene orb, whose product is annotated as cytoplasmic polyadenylation element-binding protein 1. Gene Ontology annotation, molecular function: ribosome binding; translation factor activity, RNA binding; mRNA regulatory element binding translation repressor activity. The transcript has 12 exons. Gene Ontology annotation, biological process: negative regulation of cytoplasmic translation. The record is from RefSeq and is a predicted model, not a curated record. NCBI's taxonomy places the organism in Eukaryota, Metazoa, Arthropoda, Insecta, Coleoptera, Curculionidae. The coding region runs from base 223 to 1902 and encodes 559 amino acids. Gene Ontology annotation, cellular component: neuron projection; synapse; cytoplasm.